AUGCGUAGAAUGCCUGAAUCGUUUGAAGCUCUAGCUCUGCAGCGAAACUAUCUGCUACGGCCGAUUCACUAUGCAAGGCCAUAUACCCGGGGACCCUCUAACAUUUUGCAAGUACAGGGUUUCGGGCCUUUCGGCACGGUCCACCGGCGACUGCCGAUCCUCGCAAAAGUACCGCCAAGUCUCGGGAACGCCGAAACGGAACAACAACGGGUGGCCAACGAGCUGCUCGAGGAAAACAGGGACUACUGGGUAAGUAAGGAGGCUCAACAGAGCCCCCGGAUCACGCGUAUCGCGUGGCUCACCCAUCCUUCCGACUAUAAGAACCAGAAAUCGUCCGCCCUGAUUGUAGAACUCUUAGACCCCUACCACGCCAACGAGACGAUCGCACGAGGUACCAUUUGGGACAGCGUUAUCCAUAAGACAGUUCACGUAGGAAUUGUCUGUUCGAAUAAAAUAACUUGCGGGCUCUGUGGGAACAGUCACAAGACCCGGAACUGCUCCUACAAGUUUACCAACAGCCAGGAGCGCCACUGUGCAGGGUAUAGAGAAGUACACGCUGCCUGGCACAAAGGGUGUUCGAGGUAUGCAGCAGAGAUGGACCGGGUUCAAGCCGCGGUAGUGUACUGGCAGGCCUGGCACCGGGUGCCUCCCUACCUGCAGGACUUUCAGUUCUGCGUACGUAGCGGUACGGAAGCCUCCAAUUUUGCUGCAGACGGAGUGGAUACGCCCCCGCAGCCUGACCGGGAGGACGCCGGUCAGCAGAGCAAGCCGGAGAUGCCCGCCCCAGUGACCCCGAUACCUAGAGGUCGCCGUGGACGAAGGAGUGGCUUGCAGAGCGUUACCUCGUCUGAAAGGACGCGCCGGAGUGCCCGUACCCAGUCCACAGCACGGCAGGAAGCCUCACACCUGGCUACCCUACCAAGUAGAAUACCGAGGACGAUCGAACUCGGACUCGCGGAGAUCGCAGAACAGAAAAUAGAGGCAUUUCGCAAGGCCUUCUUUCCCGAACCACCCCUGGCGGACCUCUCUGACAUCCCUUCGGCCCGGAUACCCCAGAUCAAUUUCCCGGACCUUACCGAGCACGAGGUGCUCCGUUCGCUCCUGAAUACCCUCGGUAAGAUCCUGGAGGCCGUGGCUACAGUACGGAUCGCCUGGGCCCUGGAGGAGCGUAAUCUCCUACCCAGGAGCCAUCUGGGGGGCCGCAGGGGCAUCUCAGUCAACCACCUGAUCCAGUUGCUCCUUGACCAGAUCUUUGAGAGCUGGGGCAAGGGCCGGAAGGUCAGUAUGUUGCUCUUAGACGUGGCUGGUGCCUUCGACAACGUCUCGGCCCAGUCCUCUAGCCUCAUAGGCGAACAGGUGCAUGGAAGUCUACCAAUACAAUGUUGGGGCCUGCUGGCACCGGAAUACCUGCAACACCUACAGAAACAGAAACGAAUUCUCCAAAAUGCGCAGUUCCACAUGGGCAAGACUCUCAAGCCCACCAAGUCUCGCGACGAAAUCAUAAUGGAGUUCAUGUUUCGUCGGAUGAUGUCUAGUAAUACAUCUGCUAACGGGCAUGUGAUUCACUCGUCGUUUGUGCCUCCAGCCUACCCGCCCUCUGUUGCUACUUUGAGUACCCUGAAACGAGUACUAAUCAGAGAUCUUACUCUCGAAACUCAUCAUCGUGGAUCUUACAUUCUGCUUAGAGCGGUCACACCGCCAGAUAGAAUGACCGCGGUGAUGACCGUAGUGGAAGAUGAAAGAGGAGACGUUCUCGUGUUACAAUUAUACAAUCAGGAGAAAGAGCUCUCGACCGAUGGCCGUCUCGUCGAAGGAACAGCGAUACUUGUGAAGGAACCUUACCUGAAGAUCAUGGCCGAUGAAAAUUACGGAAUCCGAGUUGACCAUCUCUCUGACAUGAAAUUUCUCCCAAGCCAUGACCCUUUAGUACCCUUGUCAUGGGGAGGUCGGCGCGGAAUGGAUGCAACGGCCAACCAUUGCAAAACAAAAGGCAACGACCAUUUCAACAAGGCUCAGUACUAUCUUGCUAUUGAUUGCUACUCCAAGGCUCUAAAUUCCUCCCCAACCACCGAUGAAGCCCUCACAAUCCGGCUCAACCGCGCUCUUACAUAUCUCAAGACUCACCAAUUUGACGCGGCCCUUUAUGGCCUCGAAACUAUCUUAUCAGACCAGGAAUCGUCUGAAAAAUCCCUCUUUCGCAAAUCUCAGGCCCUUUACCAUCUCGCCAGAUUUGAAGAAUCCUGCAAAGUCCACCAAGUGCUCUGUGCCGCAUUCCCGAGCAACACCACCGCUAAAAUCGAAUUUAACCGCGCCACUGCACGGCUUGCAGAACAACAGUCUGGGAAAUACCCAUUCAAGUACCUGCAACGAGAAGCAAAGAAACGUUGUCCGCCGCUCCUCGAUCGCGGAACGUAUAUCGGCCCCGUGGCUGUCAGGUCAACGGAGUCUCGUGGUCGAGGCUUAUUCACGACAGAGGCUGUUCGAGCCGGUGAUCUACUAUUUUGCGAGAAAGCCUUUGCGCAUGCAUUCCAUGACGAAACUGCUGGUGCUUCGAGCAGCCUCUCGAUCUUGAUGAACACGGAGACAAACACCAUCACAAUGGGUACUCAGGCGGACCUUAUCGCUUUAAUCGCACAGAAACUCUACAAAAACCCGUCGCGUAUGUCGAUGUUCACUGACCUUUACCACGGUUCAUACCAACCUGUUGAUGUCGCAGAAGUUGACGGUACACCUGUUGUAGAUAGCUUUCUCAUCGAGCGUAUAAUGUCACUCAACUGCUUCGGCUGCUCCCUCUCCUCCCGCGAAUACCACCUACGCAUCAUGAAAGACGCCGAAUCACAGUUGGAACCCACCGAGAACAAGAAAUUCCACUCCUGUGGUGUCUGGCCUCUGGCGUCCUACAUCAACCAUUCCUGUUACAGCAAUGUUCGCCGCUCAUUCAUUGGUGAUAUGAUGAUCGUCCGUGCUACCCAGGAUCUUCUUGCCAAUACCGAGCUGGUUUUCUGGUACAAACUACCCUCGGAAGACACCUUUAAGGCGAAACAACUCAAUCUGAAACACUGGGGCUUCAAGUGCAGCUGCGUGAUCUGCCAGGAUACCACCGAUACAACGGAGAGUGAUCUGAUGAAGCGAAGGAGGCUCACGGCGGACUUGGUGAAUGCUUUUCAGGCCCUGAGCAAGUCCCGCAAGCCGAAGUCAGCUAUUGCUCGAAUUGAGGAACUUGUUUCUGAACUUGAGAAGACGUAUCGCAAGCCAGCCGUUCAAGUCCCACGUCUCGGUAUCUGGAAUGCGUAUUUGAGUCUAGCGGUGGCCCACGCCUCGCGGGGUGUCUUAGAGAAGACUGUUGAGUUUGCACUGAAGACUUUAGAGUCACUCGGGUAUGUGCUUGAAGGCGGGGGAGUCCCGCAUACGCCUGGUGCGCCGCUACAUGUUAUGAAAUGGGGUCUGAUGAUGGAUGGACUUAUUGGAUGUUGGAUGAUUCUUUGCAGAGCGUAUUGCGAUGUAGCUCCAGAACUAGCAAGUCAGGCAGAGGACUAUGCUAGGAUAACCUAUAAGAUGCAUGCCAAGAAACCCGAUCUUAGCCUGGCUCUACGUACUGCCGCGGAGGCCGAGACUGCCAGGAUCUACGAUAAAUGGGCGGAUCUCAUGUCAAGCGGGGCCACCCUGCGACGCCUUACAUGGGGCGUGGUAGUUCAUGGCAUCCCGAUCAAGUCAAUCCAGGACCUGAGUGAUCAGGGCGAACAGGACCGAGUAGCCAGCGAGCUACUCGACGAGAACAGGGAGGUUUGGAACCAGAAACCCGAUAUCAAGCGCGUGGCCUGGCUUACCCAUCCCUCCAAUCAUAAGAACCAGAAAUCCUCCGCUCCCGUCGUCGAAUUCUCUGACCCGAGGCAUGCAAACGAGGCAAUCAUGAAAGGGACUAUUUGGGCCAGCGAUAGCCGGAUAACUGUUCUAUACGAUAGGAACGCGCGGAUUCGGCAAUGCUUCAAAUGUCAGCAAUAUAGACAUAUAGGAAUCGUUUAUUCGAAUAAAACAACCUGCGGCCUCUGUGCCGAAGGCCACGAGACCCGGUCUUGCGUACAGAGGUCUGCUACCGGUAGCCAGGGACGCAAAUGCGCUGGGUGCGACGAGGCGCACGCCGCCUGGUCGAGAGUUUGUACGAGGUAUGUAGCGGAGCAGGAGCGGGUGCAAACUGCAGUUCAAUAUCGGCAGUCCCUGCACCGCAUCCCGCCCUAUCUACAGGAUUAUCCCUCCGUGGGUAGCGACACGGAGACCUCUGGCCCGCCCAACAGCGAGGGGUGGGCUGCGGGAUCUGGGAGACAGAGGGAAAGAUGGACCCGGUCAACCAGCCGGCCAACAGAGCGAAAUCGCUCUACAGAGCUCGUCCCUGUGCAGCAAGAAGAAGCCCUGAUAGACCUAAACCCGGAGAUAGACGUGGACCCUACCCCGUCCGAGACAGAACCGUCGAUUGCCCAGCAAAUCAACAUGAUCAGCGAACCGGAGACGCCCGCACCAGUGACCCCUGCCCCCAGGGGUCGCACCCUGAGCAAGAGGCGCCCCCGCAGCGUCACCUCCUUGCGGGCAACGAGGCGAAGCGCUAGACAUCAGGUAACGCAGGAAGCUGCCUCCUUUGCCAUUUCGCCUGCUACAGGGGACACCCCUCCAGCGAAGAGGACCCGAAGCAAGCAGCCAACCUACCGAGGACGAUCAAUAUCGACUAGCGAUAUCACUAGUGAUACCGCAGUGACAGCCCUCCCAAAAUCGCCGUAUGCAUCUCUUAUUUCUGCACCUAUCCCCUCAGGGCAUUCGAUUACGAUCGUCUUGGCCGAAGACAACACGCUUGCCCGCUCACUAGAGCCGGGCACCACUACCAGAGACGAAGCUGGAACGAAGACUACGAUUGACCUAGUCCUCGGCUCGCAGGACCUGACCCCUAGGCUAGUUACCUGUGAGAUUACUGAAAAGAUUUACGCAGAUUCCGAUUACCUACCUAUACGGACCCUUAUUGACAUCCAAACAAAGACCCCGGAGGCGCAGCGGCGCCGCAACUGGAAAACGUACAAAGUAAAAGAUCUACAGGCUUUUCAAUCUAUAACGGUUGUCCUCCGUAAGGCCGCGCCACGGGAUUAUCGAGUCGCUAAAUCCUACCGGCCUAUUGCCCUCUUGAAUACACUCGGUAAGAUUCUAGAGGCAGCUAUCGCUACCCGCAUAGCCUACGCAUUGAAGAAACAUAGCCUACUGCCACGAGGGCACCUAGGGGGACGCAAGGGUAUCUCCGUCGACCAUCUAAUUCAACUACUGAUGGAUGCUAUCUUUGGUAGCUGGGGCCGAGGCCAGAAGCUACCGCUCUCGGGCAGAACCCUAGCAUUCGGCUGGAUUGACGAUACUUGUACGAUCGCUCUUUCCGAGUCUUAUGCAGCUAAUCAGCGUCUACUGGAGUGGGCACUCGAUAAGGCUGCUGUAUGGUCCUGGCAGCAUUCGUCUAGGAGCGCCAGGGAGAUUCCCGUUGAACCCCCGGGGCAUGACCAGCUGCCAAUAAAGGAUCACGCAACGGGCCACGUCAUUCGGCCAGUGGAGCACGCUAAAUACCUCAGAAUCUGGCUCGAUAAGACUCUCUCCUUUACUACCUACUGUACCAAGGUGGUAGCGAAGGCGAACGGAAUCUCGAAGCCUUACGAAGCAUCUCUGCGUCCACAUAGGAUGCUCUACGGAGUUGCUGCAUGGUAUAUCCCUACCAGCGGGCGUACUAGGUAUGCAAAACGGCAGAAGACUAUCAACGAAUUCGAACGAAUCCAGACCCGGGCGGCAGUACUUAUUAGUAGAACAUUCAUAAAUACUGUUUCUGCAGCUUUAGGAGCUGAGCUGUUCCUGCCUCCGGUCCGCCUGCACAUGCAACAGAUGAUUGAGAAGACUGCAAUCCGGAUACAGACCGGACCGGUUAUGGCCUGUCCCCGGGGAUUAACCGGAGGCCGAAGUUUAGCUACGUGGGAGUCCCGAAAGGCGCACGUGCUUGCCCCGUGGGAACUCCUACUUAACUGCGUGAUCGAGGGAGCGGAUAGCGCAGUCCAAGAACACGACAGGAUCUGCCAGGAAAGCCGGAGGCAGAUCUGGUACUCUGACGGCAGCAGCUUUAACGGCUACGUAGGGGGCGCUGCAGUCUCGAUUCGGGCCAGGAAGGUCCGCAAGAAAUACCUAGGAGCCGCGGCUGACUCCACUGUGUACGUGGGAGAGCUAGAGGGAGUCAAAAUGGCCCUGAAGUGGGCAGAGGCUGCCCCGAUCACGGUCUUUUCAGACAGCCAGGCGGCCAUUCAAGCCGUGCAGAACCCUGGCCGACCAUCAGGCCAGUACGUACUACGGGCUAUCUACGAGAGGAUCAGGACCCUGAGAGGCAGCGGCCUGCAGCAGGGAGAUAUAAAGCUGCGCUGGAUCCCUGCGCGUAUCGGUAUAGAAGGGAAUGAACGAGCUGAUGAGGCGGCCAAGCGGGCCGCGAUAGCUGCAGCCAAAACUGACCCGAAUAAGAAGGUCUUAAGGAUAUACGAGGGCCUGAGCAAGCCUCAGACCUCUAUAAUUAUCCAGAUGCGCACAAUGAGGAUCGGACUGAGACAUUUCCUUUUCAAGAUAAAGCAGGUCGACUCCGACCGCUGCGGGUGUAAAUUAGGCUCUCAAACGCCUAAACACGUCCUUAUGGAGUGCUCGCUGCACCUCGCCAGUCGGAGAAUAAUGAUGGAACGCCUCGACUCUAUCGAGGGACUGCGUAGGCGUAUGCAGGACUACGACGCAGUCAUGAACCACCCGCAGGCGAUACGUUACGUCGCCAAUUUCAUGCAACGAACAGGCCUCCUACAGCAAUUCCGAUUCGCCACAUUUAACGACGAGGAGGAAGAGGAGGUCCCGGAACCCAGCACCCUCCUAGAGGGACUCGAUCUAAACGAGGAAGACGAUAGUUAUACAGAACGCUAA
Molecule: messenger RNA, 6960 nt
Organism: Aspergillus affinis
Lineage: Eukaryota; Fungi; Ascomycota; Eurotiomycetes; Eurotiales; Aspergillaceae
Product: SET domain-containing protein
Exons: 20
Coding region: 1-6960 (2319 amino acids)
Molecular function (GO): protein binding; RNA-DNA hybrid ribonuclease activity; nucleic acid binding
Source: RefSeq, a predicted model, not a curated record